GUACAGUGCCAAGGCGCCCGCGCGCUAACGGCAAAUCGCUGACUAACGCGGGAGCCGAGCCUCCGCACACACGAAAAUUAGACGAAGCCAACACCUAUUCCCACCAACGCCUCCCCGUCGCCCUCUCUAACCGACACAGCAAAAUCAGCCAAGAUGGUCAACGUACCCAAGACCCGACGAACCUACUGCAAGGGCAAGGACUGCAAGAAGCACACCCAGCACAAGGUCACCCAGUACAAGGCCGGAAAGGCUUCGCUGUUCGCCCAAGGAAAGCGUCGUUAUGACCGCAAGCAGAGUGGUUAUGGUGGUCAGACCAAGCCCGUCUUCCACAAGCGUGCGAAGACCACCAAGAAGGUUGUGCUCCGUCUAGAGUGCACUGCCUGCAAGACCAAGGCACAGCUCGCUCUUAAGCGAUGCAAGCACUUCGAGCUCGGUGGUGACAAGAAGACGAAGGGUGCGGCUCUUGUCUUCUAAGCGUGUUCCUUGUUCUCUCUUUUGCUGGGCCCUCGGCGUAGUCUUCUGGGGUGGAUAGGGACGGGACGGCUUUCCCAUUCGACACAUACAAGCAUGGUGGAGCAGCGAGGGCGGUUCUGCGGAUGAAAACAUGCCGGUCACGAAUAUUACGGACUGUAACCUACAAAUGCAUCAAAUGGAGCUCGAUUGAAGGCCCUCAUGUAACCACUGUUGACCUUUUGGUUGUAUUGAAAGUGAUACUCGCGCUCGUUUCAGUCGUGUCUUCACAUACAAGCGGGGUAUUGCGCAAGAG
Messenger RNA from Paraphaeosphaeria sporulosa, 766 nucleotides. Its product is annotated as 60S ribosomal protein L42. Gene Ontology annotation, biological process: translation. NCBI's taxonomy places the organism in Eukaryota, Fungi, Ascomycota, Dothideomycetes, Pleosporales, Didymosphaeriaceae. The transcript has 5 exons. Bases 154 to 474 code for a protein of 106 amino acids. The record is from RefSeq and is a predicted model, not a curated record. Gene Ontology annotation, molecular function: structural constituent of ribosome. Gene Ontology annotation, cellular component: cytosolic large ribosomal subunit; ribosome.